This is a messenger RNA of Dibothriocephalus latus, 393 nucleotides long. Lineage: Eukaryota; Metazoa; Platyhelminthes; Cestoda; Diphyllobothriidea; Diphyllobothriidae. The record is from the annotation of a GenBank genome assembly.
CCUCCAGCCCCCGGCAAAGCUGCCCUUAUGGUCGCCUUAGAUUCAUCCAGUGACGAUGAGGAGGACGAAGACGAGGAAGAAAUGGACGCACAGUCAGAAGGGUCCAGUGAUUCUGACAGCGGACCGACCGAAGAAGCAGCUGACCAAGUCCCGAAACCCAAACCAACACAACAGUUUCCUAACCGACCUGUCACGAAAGAGGGUAUCCUGAAGUACCGUCACAAGCGAGAGCGCAAUCCGCGUGUCCAUCUCCGGCACAAAUUCCGAAAGGCCCAAAUCCGCUAUCGCUCCCGUGUCCCCGAGGUCCGCAAGGAGGACACACCAUACGCCGGCGAACUAAGAGGCAUACGCGUCAACCUAAUCAAAUCACACAAGUUCAAGAAACCGAAGUAG